Molecule: messenger RNA, 1704 nt
Organism: Penicillium samsonianum
Lineage: Eukaryota; Fungi; Ascomycota; Eurotiomycetes; Eurotiales; Aspergillaceae
Product: putative GABA permease (Uga4)
Exons: 6
Coding region: 1-1647 (548 amino acids)
Biological process (GO): transmembrane transport
Cellular component (GO): membrane
Molecular function (GO): transmembrane transporter activity
Source: RefSeq, a predicted model, not a curated record
AUGAUGGACUCGCAACCCGUCGACCCCGAGGCAGUCGCACCAGUUGCGCCCGACGCGAGGGCAGGUACCGGGGACGUGCAGCUGCUGGCACGAAUGGGCUACAAACAGGAACUUCGUCGGCAGUAUUCCACUCCACAGGUUUUCGCAAUCGCAUUCAGCAUCAUGGGCCUAGUACCCUCAAUUGCGUCGACGCUCUCGUUCUCUCUUCCCGCGGGUCCGGUCGGCAUGGUCUGGGGAUGGUUUACAGCGAGCACAUUCAUCUUGUUGGUUGGCUUGGCAAUGGCUGAUCUUGCGUCUGCCAUGCCGACAGCUGGGGGACUAUAUUGGUGGACACAUUAUUUCGCCGGACCGAAGUGGAAGAGCCCGUUGAGUUUCUUGAUCGGAUAUAGCAACACAUUGGGUUUGAUCGGUGGCAUAUGUUCGGUGGACUAUACCCUCGCACUCAUGAUCCUCUCUUGUGUCUCGAUAUCACGGGGAGAUGGAUGGUCCGCCUCGCGUGGCGUUAUCUAUGCUGUUUACGUCGGCCUGAUUCUCUUCCACGGGCUAUGUGGCUCCUUAGGUGGACGCCUGCUGCCGAAAAUCCAGACAUUCUGCAUCUAUAUCAACAUUGCCCUCGUCGUUGCCACCGUGAUCGCUUUACCAGUUGGAAAGGUGACGCGCGGUGGGUCUCUCAACUCUGGCCAUUAUGUGUAUGGUCAUAUAGACAAUGAGACUACAUGGCCGGCCGGAUGGGCAUUUAUGCUGGCAUGGCUCGCUCCGAUCUGGUCAAUUGGCUCCUUUGACUCUUGUGUGCAUAUGAGCGAAGAAGCUAUGCAUGCAUCUAAGGCUGUCCCUCUUGGAAUCAUCUGGUCGGCGGGGUCUGCAUUUGUGCUUGGCUUCUUGGUGCUGUCCGUUAUUGCUGCUACUAUGAACCCGGAUGUAAGCGCGACAAUCAGCACGAAGUUCGGUCAGCCAAUGGCUCAGAUCUACUAUGAUGCACUAGGCAGAGACGGUGCUUUGGCAUUUAUGGCUGUACUCUGCGUCGUUCAGUUCCUUGUCGGUCUCAGCUUGAUUGUCGCUGCUUCUCGCCAAGCUUGGGCUUUUUCUCGCGACGGAGCAUUGCCAUUUUCUAGGUUCUUCCGCCACGUCAGUAAGCGCAUCCAAUACCAACCUGUGCGCAUGAUCUGUGGCUUAGUAGUUGUCUCUAUUCUGUUGGGCCUGCUGUGUCUGAUCAACUCAGCAGCCGCCAACGCCCUAUUCUCGCUAUUUGUAGCAAGCAACUAUCUAUCAUGGGGCACUCCGAUUUUCUGCCGCUUGCUCUGGGGGGAGGACCGGUUCACCCCGGGGGAGUUCUAUACCGGCCGCUUCAGCAGGCUCAUUGCCUGGGUGGCCGUUCUCUAUCUUCUAUUUGGUGUUAUCUUGUCUAUGUUCCCGACUGAGGGCCCCAGCCCAACUGCGUCGAACAUGAACUACACGAUCGUAAUCAACAGCUUUGUUUGGUUCGGGUGCAUGGCUUAUUAUUUCCUUUUCGCACGGCGAUGGUAUAUCGGACCCAAGAUGACUGUCGACGAGAGUGCUUCUACUGCUUCAGACAAUAUCAUUGUCGCUUCAGUUCCCCAUGCGUUCCCUAUCGAUGAACCCGAAUCUUUCGAUCAUAAGAAAAAAUGAAACCUUCUCUCGAUCUCAGCCUUCCUUACAUCAUGACCCUCAUGAUAUAUCCCUUAC